AUGAGGAAAGAACAAGGUCAAACUGGGUUCGCUAGGCGGACAAUUGUGCCAGUGGUAUCAGUGGUUUCGUUUCUCAGUUGUUGUGUAGUGUUGCUAGUAAUACAAGUCACUGCGAAGUUGAGAUUUAGUCAAAAUAAGACCAGACUAACACAUGUUUAUAAUUACACAAAGAAACAGUUUAUUGUAUUACUUACAUCCAUAUUGAGGAUUGUUGCACCCUGUGAGAUACGUGUUACUACUGAUAAUGGCUCUAUUCCCAAGGGUACAUUCUACCAAGAUAGUUCUUCUGGGCGAUUAAGAGCCAAUUUGUUGGAAAGAUCCAUAACUAUUUCAAAUCAUCAAAUAUACACUGAUUGGGUGUUCCUAUGGUGGUUAGCCUAUGCAGGUGACAAGGCUGGUAAUGUCUUUAUUAUGCUUAAGAAGUCCUUGAGAAAGAUCCCUGUCUUGGGAUAUGGUAUGGAAAAUUUCAACUUUAUUUUCAUGAAUAGGAAAUGGGCGUACGACAGAGUAAAUAUGAGUAAUCAUUUAAGCGCAAUUGAGGCUGAUUCAUUGGGAUGUGGACCUAUAUCGGGUAACAAACCUGUUAAGGUUAAUUCUGAUGGUGAGGAGGUUUGGGACAUGAAAUCUUCUGCCCAAAGAAAUAUUAAAUGGCCUUAUAAUUUGAUUUUAUUCCCAGAAGGGACCAAUUUGAGUGCACAUACCAGAAAAGUGAAUGAAGCUUAUGCGGAAAAAAUUGGAAGAGUCCCAUAUCGCCAUGUAUUGUUACCAAGGGCCACUGGUCUAAGAUUUUGUUUGCAAAAAUUAAGAAAUAGUGUGGAUGUAGUUUAUGAUACUACAAUUGGUUACUCUGGUAUAUUAUCUACUGAAUAUGGACAAGAUGCUUACUCUUUGAAAAAUAUAUUUUUUAGAGGAAAAUACCCAAAGUUGGUUGAUAUCCAUGUUAGAUCAUUCAAAUUAUCUGAUAUUCCAAUUGAUGAUGAAAUUGAUUUUAUUGAAUGGUUGUUUAAAGUAUGGGAGGAGAAGGACAAGAUGAUGGAAUACUUCUAUGAACAUGGUACUUUUGAAAACAUGACAGAUAAUCAAGAAUCUGUAUUGGUAGAUUGUAGUAUUAAGAAUUAUGAAUUUUUCCCUGUAUUUAUAAUUCCUUUCUGCUUUGUAUUAUUGACGUACUGGAUAGUCAGAUCUAUUUUUUAG
This is a messenger RNA of Nakaseomyces glabratus, 1194 nucleotides long. RefSeq names its product putative acyltransferase (gene CST26). Gene Ontology annotation, molecular function: acyltransferase activity. Gene Ontology annotation, biological process: phosphatidylinositol acyl-chain remodeling. NCBI's taxonomy places the organism in Eukaryota, Fungi, Ascomycota, Saccharomycetes, Saccharomycetales, Saccharomycetaceae. Gene Ontology annotation, cellular component: endomembrane system; endoplasmic reticulum. The record is from RefSeq and is a predicted model, not a curated record.